UUUUCUGUUACUUGAGCUUCUUAUUUUUCUCAUAGGAGUAAUGGAUCGCCUUUGGUUUCACCAAAUCGUUUUUUUCUCGGAAUGCACAGCAUCAGUCUCCCCAAAAGACGUAGAAGUAGCUCUGCUCAUAUCAGAAUCUUUAUCUUUCCCGUCUCUACUUCCUCCACCGGAUGAACUACUAGAAAAUUCAACGAAGGAACCACUUUCUCCCGAGAGUCAAGUCUCUUCAAAGACAGUCUCUCAAAAUAUGCAGGAUGAUUCAAACAAGGUAGGACUUCGGGGGAGACCUAAAACAGUGAACCUAUCGAGGAAUAGUGUUCGUUUGCAUUCAUCGUCAUCCUCGACUCCAAAUGGUCACAUGCAGUUCAGGAAACUGGCUACUGCAAGGAGACUGCAAAAGUCUAUGAGUUACAGAACGCAGGGGGAGCUAGAGCUUGAAGAAGUGAAGGGCUUUAUAGAUCUGGGUUUCAUAUUCAAGAAAGAAAAUGUGAGCGCACGAAUGAUGAACGUCGUCCCCGGCUUGCAGAGACUUAGCAUGCAUCGAAAUAAAGCGGACAAGGAACUAAUCGAUGCCUCAAAAGAAGUCGAAGAUGACAGUUUUGAAAAAGAAGAAGACAAAAGCAAUGUAGGAAUCACAAGACCAUAUUUAUCGGAGGCGUGGCUUAUAAAGAGACCAGAUUCGCAGCUACUAAAUCUCAAAAUUCCCAGGCUAUGUUCAGCUGCUGACAUGAAGAAGCAUCUUCGGUUUUGGGCUAAGACCGUAGCCUUCGAAAUUGACCAAGAAUGAAUCAUUCUGCUCAGUACAGUAACAACCAAGAAAUCGAUAUAAAGACAGAUGGAGCAGAAACUGAUAGUUCGUAGGCUGUAUUGAAUAUGAGACACAUGCAUUCGUAACUUCAAAAUUGUAUGUAUGUUCACCAAGCAUAAUAAGAGAGACGGUGCGAUUGUCA
Prosopis cineraria is the source of this 950-nucleotide messenger RNA. RefSeq lists its product as uncharacterized. The transcript is spliced from 2 exons. The coding region runs from base 41 to 787 and encodes 248 amino acids. Lineage: Eukaryota; Viridiplantae; Streptophyta; Magnoliopsida; Fabales; Fabaceae. The record is from RefSeq and is a predicted model, not a curated record.